Messenger RNA from Frankliniella occidentalis (western flower thrips), 6954 nucleotides. It is a transcript of the gene larp, whose product is annotated as la-related protein 1. Gene Ontology annotation, biological process: positive regulation of translation; mRNA stabilization. NCBI's taxonomy places the organism in Eukaryota, Metazoa, Arthropoda, Insecta, Thysanoptera, Thripidae. The record is from RefSeq and is a predicted model, not a curated record. Gene Ontology annotation, cellular component: cytosol; cytoplasmic stress granule. The transcript is spliced from 17 exons. The coding region runs from base 627 to 4511 and encodes 1294 amino acids. Gene Ontology annotation, molecular function: RNA cap binding.
CGAGCUGCGAGAGCGUCACGUCUCUGUGUUGGUCACAACGCAGCACAUGUGCUCGGCCAGGCCGAACCCCGAAUCUCGCGAAAAACUGAAAGCAGAGUGCCGUGUAAACAUUAUGAAACGUGUCCCGGGCGCCCGGCGCUUGUGUGCAAGAGUUUGUCGUGUGUGAGCCCUUUGCAGCGGACGACACGACGGCGCUGAAAAGUGUUAUCGGGAAUAUGUUUGCGAGACGUGCACGGGCACGCAGCGCAGUGUGUUCAAGCCGUGCAAAAGGCCAAGGCACAAAGUGGCCCGGUGCAUGAGUGGUUCGCCGAAGCCGCAUCUGGAUGUCAUGUUGUUGAGGGCCUCCGUCGUGUGCUUUACUGUGUCGUGUCGCGAUAGUGCCGAGUUCAAGUGAGCGAACAGAACCUCACCAGCCCAGCUCGGCUGGCCCGUCCAUGCUGCAGGGUGGCCAGUGUUAAGCCUCGAGGCUCGAACCAUAUUGUGUCGCCCACCCCGCGGUCCCCCGCGCGCCAGGUCCUGGUCGCGGCGUCCUGUGCACCUGCAGGUGCUGACACCUCGCCCAGCUGCCCCGCUGACGCAGCUGCGCCCCGGCUAGUCGUGCGGAGGUCUAGGUUGGGGCCCGCAAAAUGGCCGCCACAGCCACCGCAGCUGCAGGCCUGAACCCGGCCCCGGCCCCUGCCCAGACGGCCCAGGCUCCGGCCUCUGCCGCUGAGUCCACGGCCUCUUACGCCGGAGCUCUGCUCAACCUGAAGGCUGAGCCAGCGCCAGCCCGCCCCGAGACUGUGGACAAGCCCACCAAGGCUUCUCCAAAGGAGGCACCUGAAAAGCCUCAAUCAAAGAAUGCGCAACAGCAGCAACAGGCUGCUGAACCCGCAACAAAUUCAAACACAGAAGAUGGCAACUCGUCUGACAGUCCAUCAGAUGCUAGUGACAAAAAGAAGUUUGUUGAGGCUCCGCCUCCCAAAGUCAACCCUUGGAUGAAGAAUAAAAAUGCCGCUUCUGUUAUAACGGGCAAAGAAGUGCCAGUGGUUACACCUGCACCUGCUUCAGCCAGCACGUCUGAAGUAGCUGAAUCGAAACCCUCGACAACUGCAACUGUGACAGGACCUGCAGAGUCUACCGUACCAAAAGUUACGGCCCCAGUAUCAGCAGCAACACCUGCUUUACCAGUGGAACCUAUCAAGGAACAGCCCACUGCUGUUCCAGUAGCUAUAGCAAAAGAGGCCCCUGCAGUGAAAAGCACACAGCCACCUGCAACUGUCGAAAACGGAGUUCCCAAAGAGACAGCUCCAGUCCCAAUCAUCAUCAAAGCGUCUAAGGAUAGGAAACGAUUCAAUCAGAAGGCAAGCAACUUUAAUGAUAUCGAGGACUGGCCUACUCUAGGGACUGUGAAUGUAGAGCCAAAACCUGUUCCUGUUAGCAAUGGAUAUGGUAAAGAAAAUAAAUCCAGCUCUAAUCAAGUCAAAAAAUCUGAAGAGCCUUCUUUAAACAACAACAAAUCAAAACGGGACUUCAAGACUGACUCUUUCAAAGACAACUCAAAGAAAAUGGUUUCAUCAAAGGACGACCCUUCGGCCGACAAGAAAAAGAAAAUGGCAAAGCAAAAGUGGGUACCUCUCGAAAUAGAUAUCACUAAAACUCGAGGGAAGAGGGAUUGGUACCACUCUGAAAAGGGGGAGGAAGGCGAGUACUACGAGAACGGUGAGAAUGGCAACUGGCGCAGUGACGAGGACCGUGCGCGCGGCCCAGGGGGUGUGCACCGCUCCGGCCGUGGCGGAAACGCGCGCUUUGGCGGGCGUGGCGCGCGCGGCGGCUCGCGGGGCGCCGGCCGCGGCCGCGGCGGUAUGCACCGUGGGGGCGCCGACUUCUUCGCCCAGGCCAAGUUCAACGGGCUGGGCGACAUGCCGUUCGCCAUGCCGUACAUGGGCGCCUUCUACUUUGACAACACGUCGUUUGGCAACAUGGAUGGGCCCACACUGCAGGAAUACGUGAAGAAGCAAAUCGAGUACUACUUCAGCGAAGAAAAUCUCAUGAAAGACUUCUUCCUGAGGAGGAAAAUGGAUUCGGAAGGAUAUUUACCCGUGACUUUAAUAGCAUCUUUCCACAGGCUGCAGGCCUUAACUACAGACCUCUCCAUGAUUCUGACUGCUGUGCGCACCUCAGACAAAUUAGAGCUGUUCAAUGGUUUCAAGGUUCGGACCAAAGAAGACCCUCUAAGAUGGCCACUUCCAGAUGCCGUGGGAUCCAACUCAAUGACUCCCAUACCUUCAUCUCAUGCGGCUCCUGUUCAGCCUGGACCAGUCCAAGCCUCAUCUGGUGUAGCCCCCGUCUUACCCCUGCACAACCUACCACCUCCUCCUCUCCCUCGAAACUUUCGACCUCUUCCUCCAAAUGCCAUUCCACCACCAGAUCUUACCAGGACUGACGAAAAUCUGAACCCUGAGGUUCCAGCCUUUAUCCCAAAUUCUAGUGAUAAGCCCUCACAACAGAUUGAAAAAACGUCUAAGCCUCUUGGUAAGGGUGCCUCAGUGGGGAAAAAGGAAUCAGAUUCCAGCUCAGCUUCCAAGAAAGUAGCCCACACUGAGAGUGAUAAGAAAACUAUUACUGUUGAAGAGAGAGAGCUGAUUGAAAAGUGUCUAACACCUAACCGAAAUGCUAUUCCUAAAGUAACAGAGGUAGCUGAGCCUUUGCUUCAGCUUUUCCGUAGCACUGCUGCAAAAAUUGAUAACAAUGAAUUAUGGCAAGAGGUCAAACGAAAAGUCAAAUUUCCACCCAAGAAAGAUGAUGAAAUCCGUGUUAAAGACAAAGAGACCGAUAGUAAAAAGCCACAAGAAACCAAGCCAGAAGAUGAUCGAGAAGAGCUCGACUUCCAGUUUGAUGAAGAGCUAGAUAAUAUGUCACUGGGCACCCAUCGUACAAACAAAUUUUCAGAAUGGUCAGAGGAUGAAGAUGAUUAUGAAAUAUCUGAUCAUGAAAUCAAUAAACUCCUAAUUGUUACACAAGCCUCCUCUCAUCUACCUGCACGCUAUUCGAAACAUGAGGGAUAUGAUCGCACUGGGGAUUAUACAUCUCGUGUGAAAAUGUCACAAGAUUUAGAACAUGCAAUCAAUGACGGACUUGCUUACUAUGAAGAUGAACUGAAUGUUCAAGGUUGGAUACCUCCCAGUGGGUCCUAUAAGACUGUGAAUGUCAUUACUAAGGAAGCUUUUGAUAAAAUGGCUUCUGCAUCUAAGAACGCCGAUCCAGAAAUCCCACCACCACCUCCAUCAUCACUGGUUGUCUCAAAGCUGUCUGCUGAUGCUCCUGAAUUCCAAAUGUCUGCUCACCAAAAUCGCAAGGAUUCAAACAAAAAGAAUCACCAGAGGUUUUACGCUGUUGUCAAAGAAGACAAGGCUCCUAGCAAAGGCAAGAAAUACAAGACACGGUAUUCCAGUAAUCCACCUGUGGAACACCAUGUGGGGUGGAUCAUGGAUGUUAGGGAGCAUCGCCCUAGAACUGCUUCCAUGAGCAGUAGCACUGGAACUAGCCCAAGUGAGGGUCAUUUGUCAAGCAGUGUUGGCAGCAUUCCUUCAUCUUUGCCAUCAUUCCAACAUCCUUCACAUGCCCUGCUAAAGGAAAACAAUUUCACUCAACAGGCAUACCACAAGUAUCAUAGUAGAUGCUUGAAGGAUCGAGCAAAGCUUGGCAUUGGCCAGUCCCAAGAAAUGAAUACAUUGUUCCGUUUCUGGUCAUUUUUCCUUAGGGAAAAUUUCAACAGAAAAAUGUAUGAUGAAUUCAGAACUGUUGCUUUGGAAGACGCUAAUGAAGGAUUUAGGUAUGGAUUGGAAUGCCUCUUCCGGUUCUACAGCUAUGGUUUGGAGAAGCGCUUCAAACCGAAUUUAUAUCAAGACUUCCAAGAGGAGACAGUUAGGGACUAUGAAAGUGGUCAAUAUUACGGAUUAGAAAAGUUUUGGGCUUUCUUGAAAUACUACAAGCACAGCAAGAAGCUAGUAGUAGAGCCGAAACUGAAAGAAAUUGUCGCCAAGUUCAAAACUAUUGAUGACUUUAGAACUUUAGAGCCGGCAGAGGAGAAUGAGCGAAUCUUAAACUUGAAGUCGCGCGGCAUCGGCCGACGCAACCGCAGUGCUUCCGAGAGCUGCAGCUACGACGCUCCCUCCGCCAACAGCACCGCGCAGCACGUGCCCAAGCGAGUGCGCCGCCUCUCCGGCAGCCAGGUGCCGUUCUCGAACAUGAACCGCCGACGCACCAACUCGUUCGGCUCGGGCCGCAUCGUGAACCCCGGCGCCGCUGGCGCGCCCGCCGGCUCUGGCCCCGCGCGCCGGCGGAGGCUCAACUCGUACGACGACAGCCAGUCGAACGACGUCGAGAACAAGAACAACCCGGUAGUGAGCAAAGCGAGGGUAAACUUCAAGCUUGGUGAUGCCGACUCGAAACCAAAGGCGAGGAGUGCGAGUAAAAGCCCGUUGCGCCCGGCUCUAAAGUCGGCAAAUAAGGGUACGGUGAAGAAUUAAGAGUGCCAGCGUGAUUUUGUUACAAGAGUUUUCUGAGACGCCAGGGUUCUUUUCCUUUUAAAAAAAAAUAAUGAUUGUAAAUUUAAAACAUCUGUUGACGCUUAAACUGACAGUUAAGUUUAAUUUUAACUUGUUACUUCAUUUAUCUGUCUUGCUUAUUCUUUUCUUUACCCUUAUAAUUGAUUUCAUUAGAUGUCAUUGGUUGCUGAAGUAUGUCUACAUCUAUUACUACACUGGAGUCACUGGAGUUUAUUUUCUGUGAGUGGUUUUUGCUCUGUGUUUGUACAUCUAGUUGGCUGUGUAGCAGUUAUCAAGUAUGAUGUGUUCUUGACUUACAAGUUCAUUUCCAAGUUUACUGGAAAUUAAUCAAAAUUCCCACACUGCAUGCAAGUCAUGUUAAAUGCAGGUUGGGGUCUGAUCAGUUCAGUAUGAAUCUGUUCCUGUUAUGUUUUCCUUUUACCUUGUAAGAUUUUUUUUCUUUUUUUCAUUGAACAUGAUCUGUCAUACAACAGCUCAGGGACUUGUUUAAAAUCCAAGUAACUCUUGUAUUAUUUUUAUUUCAUUUUUAUUUCCUUGAUUACUUGUGACUUUUCAAAAGAGAAAUUUAAUUUGUCUUCUUCAGAAAUCUGAUAUAUUUUGUCUUAUCCAUUUGAGAAUUAAAGGCUGUGAGGGUCGAUUUGUGCCAAGAAAAUCUGAGUUUUGGAAAAAUUAUUUUCUUUACGUUAGAAUUUUGUACUGUAUUUUACUGUUUUAAAUUUAAUGACAACCGUAGUCAUCCAUACAUUUGUUAUAAAUCUUGAAAAUCAGCUUACUUACCAAUUUGAAGUAUUGAAUUGUAAAUAUACAGGAAUGUUAUAGUGACCCAAUCAAUAUGGCGUGGAUAUUAAGCAAUGUAGUCAUUUUUUGUUGUAUUUUCUUUUCCAAUAUUUCCUUCCUAAAACAAUUGUUUUCCACUUGAAUCUACAAUGUCCGUACUUAAUUGUCAAUGUCGCUGCUAAAUCCAACAUUGAAUCCACUGUUUUGUGCCACGUGUGUGUGUGUGUGUAUUUGUUUGUGGAAUUUUAAUGUGGUCUACUAUUGAAAUUGGGUCAUAUCUUUAACGUAUGGUUAAUUAUUCCUAGUCCAGUGUACAUAUUGUAAAAAUGUGUACUGUGCUCGAGGAAGGAGUAGGAUGAGAUCUUAGUCAUAAAUCAGUACGAAAUUAGACUGUACAGAAGAAAGAUUCUUCUGCAAUUGGUAUUCAAAACGUCUCUGCUAUCAGUGAGGACAUUUUAGUCGCAGUAGAUAAUGUAAACUACAGUAUCUUCUCAUGAGCUGACUAUCAUUUAAGCUGCUUUGUUUGCCUCUACUUGCUUUUGUAAAGAAAGCAAAGAAUGGGGUUUGUGGUAAGGUUGGAAUUUCUUUGUAUUUCCAUCAAAUUGUUCUCUUGGUUUCGUGUGACCAAUUGUUGAAAAUGCUUUCUAUUUGUAGUAAUUUAAUUGACAAAAGAUAUCAUUUGUCAACAUGUCAGGUAUGUGUAAAUUUUAACUUUGUGACUUGACAUUUUAAGCUACCUUGUGUAUUCCUUCACUGUAAGAGCAUGAUGAUGAUAACCCAAGUAAUUUCAAAUGGUAUUUUUUUGUUAUUGCUCUUGAUGUGCUCUUGUUUCACAAAUGAAACUUUAAAAAUGUAAUUAGUUUUUUAUCAGAGACCUGCAUUGGGCGGACUCUUUGAAGUCUGUCAAGCUAAUGUAGUCGGUGUUGCGUGUUUCUCUUACCUUCUGCCACCUCUUCUGGAGCUUUCCGCCCAUUGCAGAUCUCUGUUUUGUAUUUAACUUAUGUAGAUCAAACUGUGUUAAACGGUAAGUUCGUUAAUUUAAAAAAUAAAAACAAAAAAAAACUAUAAUUUUGUAAUGAUGCAAUUAUUGCUUGCUGCAGGGAACAUUUUGUUUUAUCAGCAUCCGAUUUGUGGAUGUUGGCAGCAAUUUUUCUGAUGUCUCUUAUAGCCACGGCUCAGCAAAUUUUGUACUGAUAAGUUAUGGAGAUAAAUCUUCUAAAUAAUUGUGCAAAGUUUGCUCAUCUGUGGCCCUGUUAAUGUUUUUAGUUAGAUUAGUGUGUUGGUGGUUAGGAAGACAUCGGUGGUGUAUCUCUAUAGACAGAUGCAAAGAGUUCUAUUACGCUUGUGUGGACUUGUCGUACAUGCUGUGAGGGUUGUCAUUAGUACAGCAAGUACUUCUGUUGUCAAUUUCUUCACUUUACUCUCGGUGUUCAUAUUGCUCAGAAAAUAUUGUGUAAUUUGUAACUAUACUUUAAGUCUAAAUUUUAUUGAUCAGCACAAUGACAUGUUUUUUUGUUCUCUGGGAGAAUUGUUAUGUUUAAGUGAGGACUGCCCACAGUCUACCUUUUGUAUCACUGCUACCUAUUUCUAUCAGUUAUGAACUUUACUUUUAUGGGUUGACUGUGUA